AUGAUCUCGCUGGAGCGACAUGAGCCACAGAUCGACUGGAAGCCGCAGUUGAUCUUUGUCAAUCCAGUCCAACUGAGUGUAAGCAAACGCAUGUCGCGAUCUCAUCUCUUUCUAGACAAACAUGGACAGUUGUUUGAGUUGGUGAACCAAAUAUUACCUCUUUGUAUUCGAAAAGAGAGACUUCAUGUUGAAUCAGCCAUGGUGCGUUUCUAUUGA
Plasmopara halstedii is the source of this 216-nucleotide messenger RNA. RefSeq lists its product as uncharacterized. The transcript is spliced from 2 exons. NCBI's taxonomy places the organism in Eukaryota, Oomycota, Peronosporomycetes, Peronosporales, Peronosporaceae. The coding region runs from base 1 to 216 and encodes 71 amino acids. The record is from RefSeq and is a predicted model, not a curated record.